Mustela erminea (ermine) is the source of this 10722-nucleotide messenger RNA. It is a transcript of the gene NUFIP2, whose product is annotated as nuclear FMR1 interacting protein 2. The record is from RefSeq and is a predicted model, not a curated record. NCBI's taxonomy places the organism in Eukaryota, Metazoa, Chordata, Mammalia, Carnivora, Mustelidae. Gene Ontology annotation, molecular function: RNA binding. Gene Ontology annotation, cellular component: cytoplasmic stress granule; nucleoplasm. Bases 121 to 2214 code for a protein of 697 amino acids. The transcript is spliced from 4 exons.
CGGUUAACCAGUGCGCUGGCUAGACGCGCUCAGAUAUACUGAGUGAGCCCCGAAAAGCAGUCUCAGAUCCUGACGGUGCAGCAGCCCGCAGCCUCAGCCAGGGAGUCCCAGCCGCUUUCAAUGGAGGAGAAGCCCGGCCAGCCACAGCCUCAGCACCAUCACAGCCACCACCAUCCGCACCAUCACCCCCAGCAGCAGCAGCAGCAGCAGCAGCCGCACCACCACCACCAUUAUUAUUUCUACAACCACAGCCACAACCACCAUCACCACCACCAUCACCAGCAGCCUCACCAAUACCUGCAGCAUGGAGCCGAGGGCAGCCCCAAGGCCCAGCCGAAGGCGCUGAAACAUGAGCAGAAACACGCCCUCCAGCAGCACCAGGAAACGCCGAAGAAGAAAACAGGCUAUGGUGAACUAAAUGGUAAUGCUGGAGAAAGAGAAAUAUCUUUAAAGAGCCUGGGUUCUGAUGAAGCUACCAGCCCUAUUUCCAGGGUCCUCAAUGGCAACCAACAAGUUGUAGACACUAAUCUGAAGCAGACUGUAAAGGCCAGCACCUUUGGGAAAGCAGGAAUUAAAACCAGGAAUUUCAUGCAGAAAAACAGUAUGGACAAAAAGAAUGGGAAAUCUUAUGAAAAUAAAUCUGGAGAGAACCAGUCUGUAGACAAGACUGAUACAGUAGCAAUUCCAAAUGGUGUUGUAACAAAUAAUUCUGGCUAUAUUACUAAUGGUUAUAUGGGCAAAGGAGCAGAUAAUGAUGGUAGUGGAUCUGAGAGCGGAUAUACCACUCCUAAAAAAAGGAAAGCUAGGCGCAAUAGUGCCAAGGGUUGUGAAAACCUUAAUUUAGUUCAGGACAAAAUAAUGCAACAAGAGACCAGUGUCCCAUCCUUAAAACAGGGACUUGAAACUUUCAAGCCUGACUACAGUGAACAAAAGGGAAAUCGAGUAGAUGGUUCGAAGCCCAUUUGGAAGUAUGAAACUGGGCCUGGAGGAACAAAUCGAGGAAAACCUGCUGUGGGUGAUAUGCUGCGGAAAAGCUCUGAUAUUAAACCUGGUGUGAGCAGCAAAAAGUUUGAUGAUCGGCCCAAAGGAAAGCAUGCUUCUGCUGUUACCUCCAAAGAGGACUCGUGGACCCUAUUUAAACCACCCCCAGUUUUUCCAGUGGACAAUAGCAGCGCUAAAAUAGUUCCUAAAAUAAGUUAUGCAAGCAAAGUUAAGGAAAACCUCAACAAAACUGUACAGAAUUCUUCCGUGUCGCCAUCUUCAUCUUCAUCCUCUUCGUCAUCUACUGGGGAAACUCAGACCCAAUCUUCAAGCCGGUUAUCCCAGGUCCCUAUGUCAGCGCUGAAAUCUGUUACUUCGGCCAACUUUUCUAAUGGGCCUGUUUUAGCAGGGACUGAUGCAAGUGUGUAUUCUCCAGGGGGUCAGCCACUGCUAACUACUGCUGCUAAUACUCUAACACCCAUCUCUUCUGGGACUGAUUCAGUUCUCCAGGACAUGAGUCUGACUUCAGCAGCUGUUGAACAAAUUAAAUCUAGCCUUUUUAUCUAUCCUUCAAAUAUGCAAACUGUGCUGUUGAGCACAGCACAAGUGGAUCUGCCCUCUCAAACAGAUCAGCAAAACCUGGGGGAUAUCUUCCAGAAUCAGUGGGGUUUAUCAUUUAUAAAUGAGCCCAGUGCUGGCCCUGAGACUGUUAUUGGGAAGUCAUCAGAUCAUAAAGUGAUGGAGGUGACAUUUCAAGGGGAAUAUCCUGCCACUUUGGUUUCACAGGGUGCUGAAAUAAUCCCCUCAGGAACUGAGCAUCCUGUGUUUCCCAAGGCUUAUGAGCUGGAAAAACGGACUAGUCCUCAAGUUCUGGGUAGCAUUCUAAAAUCUGGGACUACUAGUGAGAGUGGAGCCUUAUCCUUGGAACCCAGUCAUAUAGGUGACCUGCAAAAAGCAGACACCAGUAGUCAAGGUGCUUUAGUGUUUCUCUCAAAGGACUACGAGAUAGAAAAUCAAAAUCCUCUGGCGUCUCCUACGAACACUUUGUUAGGCUCCGCCAAAGAACAGAGAUACCAGAGAGGCCUAGAAAGAAAUGAUAGCUGGGGUUCUUUUGACCUGAGGGCUGCUAUUGUAUAUCACACUAAAGAAAUGGAAUCUGUUUGGAAUUUGCAGAAGCAAGAUCCCAAAAGGAUAAUCACUUACAAUGAAGCCAUGGAUAGUCCAGAUCAAUGAAGGACCAGACUGCCUAUUUGUAACCUUUCUGCAGCAUUAGAGCCACCGUUCAUGGGGGACACAAGGCUUUUAUGCUCCUAGAUCUUCAACGCAGCAGAGGAACCAUAAGUAGAAUCACAGGAUAAUAUAUACAAAUAUAUAUAUAUACAUAUAUAUAUAUAGUUAUUUAAAAAAAAAAAAGGCAACUGAAAGUAAUUAGACUUCUUAAGGAAUCAAAUUUAUUUCAAGAGACUACACAAGGUUAUUUAAUCUCCGGUACUGAAUAGUUUUUUGUUUUUUUUUUUUGUUUUGUUUUUUUUCUUCUGUUAGUUUUUGUUUUUAAGUGUGAAUGCAAGUGAUUAAUGAAUACAGACUUAUUAACAAGCGUGGUUCUAAAGUUCCUGCUGUCAUCAACUUGGGCAACAAAUGACCCACUGGAAAGGCAAAUCCACUUAAAAGAUCUCUGUAUCUUGUUCUGUGACUAAAGUGAUACACUAAUCACGGGGAACCCAGAAUGAUUCACCAUUUUCCCCCACUCCUCCCUUGAUCUUUUGGUUAUACUUUGAGCCCUGCGAGAAUGCUGGAUAAAAAUGCCUUGAAGUUUGCAGGGGUGUAUUUUUUUCUUUUUUUCUUUUCUUUUUCUUUUUUUUAGCGAAUAUGAUUUGCAUGUCUUGCCAGGAGUUGAACAGCCUCUAUGGGGAUGUUGGGGAAAUAUUUUCUUUUCCUUUUAUUUUUUGUGGGGUGGGAAUAGGGGAGGGCAUUGAAGUUCUAGAAUUCUGGAAUAGUUGGUGGUACACAGUUCACUUGGCUUUGGUUACAUAUUGGACUUCAACAAGUGAAGAACCCAUGAGUGUCAUUUAAGGAAAAGUUACAGAGCAAACAAUUGGCUUUAGAUAUUUAAUAGGAGAAAAUAUUCCUUUGCCCAUAUUUUAAUGUAAUUGUGUAAGUGGGAGCAAAAAUAUAUUCUGCUUUUCAACUGUAGGUGCUCCAGACUUGCUCUCUGUCACUAACACUAAAUGUACUGUUUUCCUUGUUUUUCAUUGAACAUCUAAAGAGAAACUUCUGUACCUUUCUGUAAAUUCUCUUUUAAUUUCUCAGAAAUAUCUAAAAGGGGAAGAAAAAUUUCCAUGAAAAUUACAAAACUUUUCAUGUUUUUAGCCAGUGAGGAGGUAAUAAACCCUGCCUAUAGAAGGUGUUUUCAUGCAAACUAUACUUCUGAGCUUAUUAGCUUCUAAUUAUAUCUUAAUAAAUAUAUUUUAUUACUAGAGCAAAAUGGGUUUUUUAAGGAAAAUAAUGUGAAAUUCUGGAAAUUUUCUUUUGGGCAGAGAAGAGCAUUAGCCCUGUCUUAUCAUCACAUUGCCAUCCUGUUGCACUGCAGCUUGUAUAUAGCAUGCUGAAAUAAAUUUUUUGUGUGUGUGCAGAAACUAAGGGUCCAAUUUAAGAUUGGGUGAUGUUAGUGGCAUAAAAACAAGUUCUCUGGCCUGACAUAGCAUCACAUUACACACACACACACACACACACACACACACACACACACACACAGAAAUUAGUAUAUCCAUGUAUGUCAAAUACAGGUUAAAAUAGCAGGGCAUUUAUAUAGAGAGGUGUAGUCUUCUAAUAAAAGUAGACUGGAUCCCUUGGGGUAUUUGGGGGAGAAGGUACCUACUUUUGCUCAAACCGUUUGCUUAAGAAAUGUCCAGUUUUGAGCGACUGUAGUAUGGAUGAGUUUUCUUGUUUUGUUGAUUAUUUGAGACUUUUAACAAGUAGUUUGUGAAAGAAGCUGUUGGGCUCAACAUAGAGUAGAGAAAAUAUCUUUAGUCUGGAUUUCUGCCCUGCUUAGAUUUUUAAAAGUAUAAGCAUGGAUUGCCAAUUCCACUUGAUGUAAACAAAACUUUUUAUACAUAAUAUAUAUAUAUAAUAACUUAUUGUAUCAGUCCAGGUUCAGAAACUUGUGGUAGGCCAGUUCCAGAUAGUUUCAUUUCACCUGUAAACUGUAUCACUUUUACUGAUAUUGUAAUUUUCAAAUGUAUAAUAUGUUUACAGAUGUGCCCUGCAUUUAGUCUGCCUUGUUCCUAUUUUGAUUUUUGUUGAGUCUCCUGCCUGCUUGCCAAAAGCUAGGAUGCUUCAGGCCCAUGUACAAUUGAAAGCAGAGGCAUCCUUGAGCUUUAAAGCAUUGAACAAACUGGAAAUUGCAACAUACCACAUACUGAAGUGAAAGAAGUCUGUGUUUUUGUGUUUUUUUUUUUUAAAUAAAAAUUUUCAAAAAGUUAAAAAAAAGAAAUAAGGUUGAUUAAAGGACAAAAAGGCUCCAGUUUGUUUUAUAGGUUUUAAAGUUCUGCUGUGUGUUCAAUUGCCUUGUGUAACCACUUGUCGCCUUAGGGCCAGAUUCCCCCUGCACCUCCCCCCUUUUUUAAAUGUCCAUUUUGCUUGCCUGGAAUUUAAAAGCUCUUCUGUCUCACAACUCACAAGAAACUUUCUGGGUUUGUGACAUAGAGGUUGAAUGAAUAUAUAUAUUUAAAAAGAAAAAAAAAAAAACCACCAGCCCCUGUCUGAAUUGGGCUUUUUAAUUUAGAAGCAACGCUUAAAAAAUACCUUUAGAAUAAUCUCUUGUUGCUUUCCUACUUCCCUUCCAUAUAGCCCUCAGGCCUCCAUGUUUAGAGAAGCCAAAAAGAAUGUAUCCCUUAUCUGUUUGUCCAAAGGUUUUUGAGAGUCUCACUUCUGAAUGAAACAAUGCAACAUUUCACCUUGAUUUUCUCCACUGAAAUUUCCUUAAUUAUAUGGUUAGAGGUAUAUAGUUAGGAAUGUCUCUUUCUGGGAACCCUAGUGCCCCAUCAUAUUAAGUCAGUAUUUUUGGGCAUUGGGUUAAUGGACUUAAUUGCCUAGGUACAAGCAGGACUUUGGGACAAAUCUCCUUUGUGCUGUUUGGUAACACUUGCCGCAAUCUUUCUCCUUAGGUCCUCACACAAUUCCUUACAGAGCACUUAUUAAAAAAAAUCUUAAGAGUUGAUCUGUUUUCUGAUUAUUUUUGUGUAAGCUUCUAAACAAACUUCAGCUGUGAUUAAUUUAGCACAUUUAAAUAACAUUAAUGUGUUAUUGUUUGGUAUAAAGAAUUUUCCUUCAACUCAGAGUAUUAGUACUGUAGCAUAAACCAAAUACAGUCUAGAGGGGAUUUUUAACAUCCCUCCAUUAUAAAGACUGAAAAAGGAGUGUGUAUGUGUGUGUGUGUAGUGUGUGUGUGUGUGUGUGUGUGUGUGAGGGACAGGGAGAUAGUAAAAUUAGUAAGUGAAUGUGUGUAAGACAUUAUAUUAGUAUUCAGAGAAUGAACUUGUAUUUAUUUUGUGCCAUUUGUUUUCAUUACACAGAAUAAAAGUCAGGUGGUUUUAAUUCUUAGAAGGGUAGUAUUUGAAAAAUGGCACUAAGAAUGAAAUCAUGACCUAUUUUUUUAAUAGCUAUGAAGAUACUAAUUAUGGGUGAAGAUUUCUUUUUAAAUCUGUCUUGAUUGUAGGCUUCUGUGUCAAACAUACCACUCUUAUUGUAGAUGUCUAGAAUAAUUCCCCUUCCUCACAAAAGACAGGGUGUAUUUAUCUUUCUCUUUAUUCACCCCCACUUUGCUGAACUGAAGUUAAUUGCAUAGCCUUUCCUCUGACUUUCUUAGUAAUGAACUUUGACGUAAAGUAUAUUUACAGCAUCUGUAGUUAGCCCCGCCUCCUCCUUUCUGGGAGGGGAUAGACAAUAAUUAGGAAUUUGUUAAUGACAGUUGUUUUUUCUUCGAAUAAAUGGCUGGAGAUGGUAUCUCCAUUUUAGAAUUUUGCUGUUGUUCUUAAUCACCUGCUUAUCUACUCAUUGAGAAUUUGCAAAAACUUUAUAAAGGAUAAAAAGUGCUGCAUUGGUUUUUCAGAUAACAGUUUCUAGGGAAAAUAUGGAAAACCUCAGUUAUGAGUAUUGUCCACAGUACAAAAUGUGUUUGGUCACAAAACAUUACCAUAGCAGUGGUAGAUUCAUACUUGGUUUAGUCUUGUUGCUAACCCAACUGGAGGCCUCUAAUGGCUUAUCUUGAAAACUUUCAAAUGCAAAAAGCCAUUUAGUGUGAAAUUUGAUGUCCUAUCCAAUGGCCACAGGCAAGGAAAACUGGAAGAGGACUUACUUUAAAUUGUUAAGUAAGGAGGGAGUCAUUUUGUCAAGGCUAUUUUCAGAGAAAAAGGUUUGAAAGUCCCAUUUCCAAGGAUUAGGAGUAUAGUUACACCACUGGGCCAUAUCCUUGAUACAUGAUCCUUGUGUACCUAUGCUAACUGCAAAAUAGACUAGUAGGACAGGUACAUAUUAGGGACAGUUUUUAUAAUCAGGUCUGUUACAUGACGAUGUUGUACUAGUUGACUUAGAUUCUGACUGGGCAGUGUCCAUUGAUAAUCCAGAACUGAACUGCUUCAUUUUGAAAGGCGUAAGAUUUGCUCAUCUUUUCCUUCCCAAAGUAUUGAUACUUGUUUAAAAGGGAGGGUCAGAGAACAAAUAUAUAUAAUAGCUGCUCCAAGUUUGCAGAUGCAUAGGUUAUCAUUAGUUCUUAAUAGUGAUGUUAUUUUUAUUAAUGUGAUUAAUCAGCAGAGCACCAGGAUUAUUUUAUGGUGAGAAAGAUGGGCUUAUGCUUUGAGUAUCUUAAAAUGUUCUUUUUAAGUACACUUAAAAAUCUUUUCAGAUACGUGAGAGCCAGGACCACCCUGGGUUGGUUUAAAGAAUGAUAAAUCAUUGGCUCCCCUCAAGUGCACUGCUUUACUGAGUUUUAAAUUAAAUUUCACACUGUUUUGCUACUCAAUAAGAAUAAAUAGAAUUUUAAGUUGUCUGGGUAAUAGAAACACCCGGUGAAGCAUGAAUGGUACGUUGCUUUUGCAUUACUGGGAGUGUCAAAUGGCAGUUAUGGGCAAGAAACCUAUGGAACAGCCAUCCUCACGUGUUGGGAUUGCUGAUUCAGACUUCCCUAUUUACCCAUAAAAUUUUGCUUAUGUCCAGAGUUCUGAAGCCAUUUUAUAAUACUGCAGUAUCCCUUUUCUAUAGCCUUACUAAAAUAGCUACAAACAUAUUCCAGUUUAUUUUCACUUUCAUUGUAUAUCAAAGUUUAUACAGACCAAGAAACCAACUUGAGGUAAAUUACAUAGCUUUCCAUAUACCCUUUUUUUUCCUCAGGUGCUAAACAAAGGCUCCCAAAAAAUGGAUACUGCUUUAGUAAUGUCUUUUAUUCUUAAACAUUUCUUUUGCUAGAUGUAAAGAUUUGGUGUUAAAAAUGGUUUUAAUAUGUAAAUAUGAGUGAAUGCCUUUAGUUUGCCCCUGUUUGUCUAUUAUUAGUCUAUUUCAUUUAUCCUCUCUAGAGGAGGAUCCUUUCAUAAUCUUGAAUACAUUUCAUUAGGAGUUGUUGCAUUUCUUAGAGUGAAAAUACAACUGUUUUCUGUCUUGGAUUAAUCCUGCUGCUGCUAUGAGAAACUGAAAAUCAAGAAUGUGAUGCACUUUUUACAUUACUAUAUACCAUACCUUUAUAAGUUGCUUUGAAUACCUUUCCUGUAGCACAGCCACUAACAAAAGUGAAUGAAUUGAAAUUUUUUCUUCAGGAGGGAAUCAGUACAAAUAAACUAUUUAUGGUAUUGGCCUGUGAAGGGCAGUAACUUAGGAAAAUAAAAAUUGUUAGUAUUACACUUUUUGGCCUUAAAAUGUCUUCUACUACUGAAAAUCUUUUAAAUCUUAGUUUUGUUUCUCUUAUUCCCUCUCUCUGCCUCAAAAAGAGGGUUUGGGAAGAAUGGUUUAAAGGAAGUAUCAUUGGUUUGUUGCUGAUUUAUCUUGUAGAAAGAAAAACAAUUGUCUACUAUAUAAGCUGGGGAGUUUUUGUUUGUAUACAGAGGGGAAAUAAUGCCAUCCAGAGCCAAUCAGAUUUAGUGUAAUCAAAUUAAUCAAAACUCAACUAUUCUGCUUCUCCUAGUAUGUUUUUACUUAGCAAAGAUAACUUGAGUAGGAAUGCUACUUGACGAGAGGAAAAGUCAUUUCUCAAGCACAUACCCAAACUUGAAGGAGACUUAACCCAAAAUAAUGGAGGAGAAAACACCAAAUGGGGUGGAGGAAUAUGAGAAAGAUAAGUGGUCCAAAGCUAUCUGGUUAUAUUUUGAUGUUGCCAAUAUUACCAAGCCAAAAUUUUAAUUUGCUUAUUUAAUAUGUUUGUUGGCCAGAGAUCUAUUUUUAUAUCAAUGUGCCUUGCAUGUAUAUUUUAAAAAGUUUGGAAAGGCCAUGUAGUAAUGCCUGAGAUAGUUGAUGGUUCUUAACCACCUCACUAAUUUUUAUGCAGUAUGAAAUGCUCAUUCUAUCGCCCAACUGGUGCUCUCUGUUUAAAGUUAUAGAUCUUGUCACAAACUGGAACUAUUUUAUAAACUGGGGAAGUGAUUUAAUUUACUUUUUUUGUUGUUUCUUUUUUUGUUCUUAAUCUGUUAGUGGCUGUUCUGUAGUGGGAAAUAGUAAAAGGAUUCUUCACUCCCGUUCCCUACCCCCUCAGCACCUUCUUCAAGUAAUGUGAUGACACCAUUUCUUGUGUGCUUUGAAAAAAGUUUCAGCUUGCUGUCUCCUUUAGUGUUAUUAAAAAAAAAAGUGUUAUAAAAAGCAUUGUUUGCAAAAUCUAGGGAGAUAAUGGAGUCCACUUUAAUUUGGAAUUCUUUGUGAGCUAUUAUCCAAGUUACUGGCUCUUUCCAACUAAAAAUUUUUAUUGUUAAAGCACCUUGGCUUAGAAAAUUUUAAGUAUAUAUGUCUGCAACAAUUGUCUCAAAAUAAUGAACUGUGCAAUUCUUGUCAUUAAAAAAAAAAAAAAAAAAAAAAAAAGAUCUGAACUCUCCCUAAUGUGACUUGUUAGUUUCUCUGUAUUUCCUGCCAGUGUAAAUGUGAAAAGCUUUGCUUGCAUUACGUUUUAGAAAUGCAUUUUGCACACUCGAAUUUUGCUGAAGCUCCAUGAAAAGGUUAGAUCUUAGAUGAAUAAAGCUAUGCACAUGUUUUGAAAGUUUAAUUUGUGUGUCAUUACCAAAAGUGACCUAUCCUUAUUACCUUGCUGUUCUUAGCUUUACCAUCAUUAGAAACGUGGCUCAAAGUAAUAGUUCUGGGCUAGCUCAUCAGUAGAACUAGAAGAGCGGAAAACUGGCACCUAAUUUAAUAACCUUCAGUUUAAAUGAGAGCUGGGCUUGUAUCUACUAAAGGGCUUUUCUUGAAACAGGGCAGUUUUAUCAGCUUUACAAACUUUUGGAUGCUCUUACUUCCUCGUGGAAACUUUGGUUUAUUUGAUCAAAUAGAAAUGGGAGGUAACUCAAAUAGGAGGGGAGGACCUUUGCCACAUGGAGUUCUUUGACAAUUCUGUGUCUUAAGCCUGGUUUAAAGGUAGGAUAACCAUUUUCCCUUUAUUGCUUUAGUAUAUGUUUGGUUUUUCUGAAUGAAUGACUUAAGAUUAGAAUCAUUCAGCUGUUUAAAUAUCAAAGCACAGGUUGUUUUAAAGAUAAUGUGUAUCUUUUAAAAAUUGCCCAAGCUGAUUAGAAUAACGUUUAGAAACUGGGCGAAUUUGGUUAAACUGCUGCAGUCUGCAUGUACUAAAUAGCUUUACUUCACAUGGAUGUGUACUUUUAACGAUUGUGUAGAUGUACUGGCCAGGUUUGUCAAAUCUUUUAAAAGAUUGUUUUGUAAUCUCCUUAGAACUUUUAUAGAAGAGGCUAAAUAAGUAGAAGAUAAUAAUGGUAUUUUCCCCAUGCUCCUACAUAUAAAAGAAAUAUUUCUGAUUUGUACUUUUUUUUCCCUAUGUUGAAAGGAGGGUUACUUCUCUAUCAUCAAGUGUGCUCUUGAAGUAUGUUGUUGACUUUGAAAACAGCAAAACCCUUCCUUCUGAAAGUGACAGUCAAAAACUAAAUCUAGUAGUCAAGAUUGGUAAUGUAGUCCAUCGUGCCUGGCCUUAAAAGAGAAAUGAGGGACUGUAGCAUCAUCUUAGAUGGCCGUGGCUGGUGGCUACUCCUCAGCAUCUGUCAGUAGUUCACUUAUGUUUAGUCUUAGAGCAUGUUGAAGGAGCGAAGUAAUUUCUGUGUCUUGUGUGCACCAGCACUUAGGAGUUGUGUUACCUCUUCUUAAUCUGCGGAAAGGAUAAUUAGUGGACUACAAUUAUGUUGGAGGAUGUUUUUCCUUCCCUCUCCCAAUUAAAAAAAAUUUUUUUUCAGUGUUUGUUUUGCCCAGUCAGAAAGAUAGGCCUUUUCUAGAUAAAAGAACAAUGGCCAGAAAUUUACCCUUUUGCUAAUGCUUAGGUAUUUGCCAUAGCUGUUUCUGAUGUCCUGGGUUCUGAGGAAGCGUCAGUUACACGAUGAUCUUCCUUUAUUGAUGUCUUACUCCAUGUUCAGUGUUUUAAAAAUAAUAUAAAUUACAAACACUCUACAUCCAUACCCAGAUUUACUUAUUUUAUCAGAAAAAAACCUUGAGAAAUUUGUAGAUCAAAUUAAGAGACAAUUAAGUGUACAUUGUUGAAUAAAAAAUUUUAAAGUU